Colias croceus (clouded yellow) is the source of this 1190-nucleotide messenger RNA. RefSeq lists its product as uncharacterized. The record is from RefSeq and is a predicted model, not a curated record. The transcript has 4 exons. Lineage: Eukaryota; Metazoa; Arthropoda; Insecta; Lepidoptera; Pieridae. Bases 129 to 623 code for a protein of 164 amino acids.
AAAGUAUACAGGAAACAACACAAUAAUAAUAUUCUCUACCUAAAUUAAGAACGGAAAAGUAAUCUAUUAUUAAUAAUCUAGUAAUAUUUUGAUGGUAAUAUUAAUGUUUUGAAUAGGAUUAAUAUAACAUGGCAACGAUAAAGGUUGUUAUUGGAUUAAUUGCCAUCCUUGCUAUUGUGACAUGCCGUUCACAUUUUCUGCCUAUGAAAUUUAAACUAUCUGGAGACGCUCAUUUGUCCAUUCCAGUCAUUAAAUACCAAAUAGGAAAUGUGCCAAACUUUCCCAAACAAUUUCUUGCUCCAUCAAUCCUUGGUUUUGGAAGGAAACCAUACAAAGAACACUCGGUCGUUCCGGUACAAGAACCAUUCCAAACAAAGGGUUCAGAAACAACGAAUAUAAAUAAUUAUUAUCAUCACACUACGGCUGAUACUCCUCAGCUUACGGAAAAUACCCUCAAUGAUGACACAUCUUCAUCAACGGAUAUUAGAAUAGAAACUACCACACAAACAGAUACUACUACAGAUACAGAUACCUCUACUGAUAUUUGGACAACAACCGAAGACUUUGAUGAUACUAUCUCAAAUAGGAUUUCACCACAAGUGGUUGCUUCAUUGCUGGGUUAAAAAACAAAAAUAGUUUAUUUAAAAACGAAAGACUUUAAAGCAGAUUCUCAACGCGAAUUAUUAUUAUUCAUCCCGUUUUUUUCAAAGGCUUUACAGCGAACGUGAUCAUAGACUGACGCGUCUAAAUCCAUUAAAAGGUCUUCAAUUUCGAUAAUUUAUUUUUUUUGUAAUAUAUCAAUAACUAAUGCUCGUGCAAGAUCAAACGCAAAGCAAAAAACAAAUAGUUUAUUUUUCCAUAUUUUUACAUGUUACAUGACAAAUUUGUGUAUCAAGGAAAACUCUGAAGAAUUCCGCAACGUCUUGAAGGUUGUACAUGUAAUAUGAGUUUAAUAAUUUCCCAUCAUCAUCGUAAUCCUGGUACAAUAAACUUGAAGUUUUUUUAGGGUACCGAGUUCUUAGUGCAGCGUCACUAUUUAUAAUUAAAACUGUCUUGCGUUUCACCUUCUGUACGGGGUUUGAUGUAUUUUUGAAUUCAAUUACCGAGGUUUUGCUAUAGUGAAACCGUAUCAAUGUAAAUAGAAAAUAUUUUAUAUUAAUAUUAAAAUAAAUAUUAUAAUUAACUUUUAA